This is a messenger RNA of Dermatophagoides pteronyssinus (European house dust mite), 980 nucleotides long. It is a transcript of the gene Nubp2, whose product is annotated as NUBP iron-sulfur cluster assembly factor 2. Gene Ontology annotation, biological process: iron-sulfur cluster assembly. Gene Ontology annotation, molecular function: ATP-dependent FeS chaperone activity; ATP binding; 4 iron, 4 sulfur cluster binding. Gene Ontology annotation, cellular component: cytosol. The record is from RefSeq and is a predicted model, not a curated record. NCBI's taxonomy places the organism in Eukaryota, Metazoa, Arthropoda, Arachnida, Sarcoptiformes, Pyroglyphidae.
GAAAACGUCUUUUAUGAAUUGACCAAUAAUCAUUGAAAAACAAAAAAUGUGAAAUAUGAUUGGAUUUUUUUUGGUGCAUCGGCCAAAUAAAUUAUCGAAAUAUGGGUAUUGAGCAAGUUAAACAUGUUUUAUUAGUUUUAUCGGGUAAAGGUGGUGUUGGUAAAAGUACCGUUUCAUGUCAAUUAGCAUUAUCAUUACAACAACAAUAUGGUUUGAAAAUUGGUCUACUUGAUAUUGAUAUUUGUGGACCAAGUAUACCACGUAUGUUAGGCUUAUUGGAUGCUGAUGUCAAACAAGGUACGAAUGGAUGGAUUCCGAUCAAAUUGGAAAAAUCUAAUCGGCAACCAAUGAGUGUCAUGUCAAUUGGAUUUUUGUUGAACGAUCAAGAUUCGGCUAUUAUUUGGCGUGGACCACGUAAAACAGCAAUGAUCAAUCAAUUUCUUACCGAUGUUGAUUGGUCAGAUUUGGAUAUAUUAAUCAUCGAUUCACCGCCUGGUACAUCUGAUGAACAUAUCAGUGUUGUAGAAUGUUUACGUAAAUUAUCAUCAUCGACAUCGAAAACAACAAUAAACGCCGUACUUGUAACUACACCACAAUCAGUUGCUAUUGGUGAUGUACGUCGUGAAAUAACAUUUUGCCGAAAAGGAAAUGUUCCGAUUCUUGGUGUGAUUGAAAAUAUGAGUGGCUAUGUUUGUCAACAUUGUUCGGAAUGUAGUCCAAUAUUUUCACAUGGUGGUGGUCAAUCAUUAGCUGAUUAUGCUCAAAUAGAUUUACUUCAAACAAUUCCUAUUGAAUCUGAAUUAUCCGAAUGUUGUGAUGAUGGUCAAGAUUUUUUGGAAAAAUUUCCUAAAUCUAAAACUGUUGAACGAUUAAUAGAAUUGAGUGAAAAAAUCUGUAAAAAACUUUCUAUUCAUUGUUAAUAUUGAAAAUUUUUAUUUAAUUCAUCUUUGUUCAUUUUUCCUUAUGUAAGCAAAAAAAUG